This is a messenger RNA of Fimicolochytrium jonesii, 372 nucleotides long. RefSeq lists its product as uncharacterized. Gene Ontology annotation, cellular component: cytoplasm; nucleoplasm. The annotation marks the transcript as partial. Lineage: Eukaryota; Fungi; Chytridiomycota; Chytridiomycetes; Spizellomycetales; Powellomycetaceae. The transcript has 3 exons. The record is from RefSeq and is a predicted model, not a curated record.
AUGGUCGGCAACCCGGGCGAUUACGUGUUUGGACAGCGCGGGUUGGAUGAUAUCGUUUCUCAGUUAAUGGAACAAACGCAACAACGCAACGCCCCACCCCCCGCCGCACCAUCCACCAUCGCCUCCCUACCCAAGAUAACCAUCACGGAGAAAGAUCUCGGUGCCAAUCCGACAUCCACAUCAAAUUCCUAUAACGCGAACAGUGAGAAUACGGAUAAGGUAUAUACCCGCGACUGCCCCAUCUGCCAAGACGACUUCAACGUAGGCGACGAGGCAGUGCGGUUACCUUGCAAGCAUGUGUUUCAUGAGGGGUGUGUGGGGAGUUGGUUGGGUGUUAAUGGAACGUGUCCUGUGUGUCGGUACUCGUUGGUU